AUGCGUCUACUCAAAUAUCCGUAUCUGGUCCAGCGAGAGAUUCUUGAAAACAUGGAGUAUCCCGAUCUAUUUAUGCUCUCCUUCGUCUCUAAGAAUACGAAGAAAUUAAUCAAAUCGACUCAGAUGAACAGAUUCAAAAUGAUAAGCUCAAUCAAGUAUGACACGGAUAGAACUGAUCAACCAUAUGUGUAUAUUGCCCACGAGAACUCUAAUGACCAGAUAAUGAGAAUAGUCGAGGACAAGGAGACGAAAAAAGACGAUUUUCAGCUGAGCAUCUCUGGAAAGACGAUUAAUUUUCGACUCCAAGAAGAUGAUCGUAAUUCACGGUUGGAAUUACCCGAACGUUUCUUUUCACCGUACCCUGUAAUCACUUACAAACAAUGUGACAAGGAAUCUGUAAUAAAAUCCAUUCACGACUAUUUGCUGGAUUUUUUCGGAACGUCUGUGAAGUAUCUUUGGCAAGCACAAGACUUCAAGGACACUGAUUUUUAUAUUCCAUUUGUUUCUCAACUUCAAAACGUUUCAUUCUGUAUUGAUUUGUGGCUUGGCUGGAACUUUGAGGAGAUGGCAAGACUUGAAAACUUUUUUGCCUUAUCUCCAAUUUUGAAAUCGAUUCAAAUGUAUGCUCGGACGACAUCGCAGCCAUUCAACCCGAAAUCAAAGUUUUAUCAAGCCGAAUCUGUUGAAAUCGAUCAAUACCAACACACUGUUCCGGAUAUUUUGGGCCGAUUCCAAGGAAGACAAGCAUUUAUAAGAUGCGCUGAAUGCAAGAGAUCCGCUUUGAUUGAGUUCAUGAAUCGAUGGAAAUCAGGAGAGGAAUUUCAAAAUUUGGAAUACUUGAAAAUCGAAAUAUUCGGCGGCGAAGUCCUUCAAAAUCAAAUUUUGAAUGCAAUUGAAGCAAAACAGCUUGAUGCGACUAAACAACCACCAACACACAACGUGCCCAAAGUGUGA
Messenger RNA from Caenorhabditis briggsae, 954 nucleotides. Gene Ontology annotation, molecular function: protein binding. Gene Ontology annotation, biological process: embryo development. The record is from RefSeq and is a predicted model, not a curated record. The transcript has 2 exons. Lineage: Eukaryota; Metazoa; Nematoda; Chromadorea; Rhabditida; Rhabditidae. Bases 1 to 954 code for a protein of 317 amino acids.